AUGGCGUUCUUCAACAAUCACACCCUAGCGCUGGACGCGCUGGGGACGUCUGGAUUCGUGGUUCCCACGGAGCAGCGGGCGGCGAUGGAUACGUCGCUGGUGAUCAAGAAGGAGGAGGCGGGGUUGAGCACCCUGGGCUUUUGGGGGAGAGUUUACACGCUCACAGGCAAGGAUUAUCUGGUAGCGCAGGGCUGCAAUGGGAUCCAGACCUCGGACGAUCGUAUCAAUGUCGAUGUGAAGUGCUACUACAGCUUGGAUGGAGCAAAGUGGUUGGAUCUUCAGCCUCUCACGGAUGAUGCUUACGACAUUUGCAAGACUAUCCAGGGAGGAUUUAAAGGCGAUCCCAGCCAAAGGUACAAGGCUCUUGUUCGUGUCCCUCCGCCACCUCCGACGCCGCCAGCUCCUCCAAGUAAAAACUCGGCCCUCGCUUUCGCUUUCGCUUCCUCAACAAGAAAGGCGGCUGCUCCUAUAGAGGGUGAGAAUCCAGACGCACCAAAGGUGGAGGAAGUUGAGAAGCCGGCAGAGGCCGAGGUGACCACGGACAAUCCGGAGGGACAAGAAGAAGAGGAAGAAGGCGAGGAAGGCGAAGAGGGCGCAAAGAAGAAAAAGAAAAAGAAGGAUCCCAACAUGAAGACUGUGGAAUUUGGCGAGCUGGACAGGCUCUCCGCCUUGAUAAGAGCAGUUGACGAGGAGUGUGGAGUGAUGCCAGUGAAUGCGCUGGUCCUAAACGCCAGGAAACAGCUCGUUCCAAACACACUGUUCUCAGGAGUAAAGUUCCCAGAGAAGCUCGAUUCCUAUGGUCAUCUCUAUCAGCGCUACGAAGACACUCUUCUCUCCAAAGACAUCACAGGAUCAUGGAGCGUCCAAAUGACUCCCAUCACCGGAGAUGUGAUCCUGCGAAGCCUUUGGUGGCCUGGAUACUCCUUCUACUACAACGCGUCUACCAAGGCGUAUGGCUCCUUGUACUUUGGAAUGGGAGACAAGAACCUCGACUUCGCGUUCAUGGUUGGCUGAGUAGCGGUGGAGUGUAGCAUCUUUCACUGUAACAUACUCGCGAGAUCAAACGCAACCUUUGAUUCACACAAAA
Selaginella moellendorffii is the source of this 1087-nucleotide messenger RNA. RefSeq names its product radial spoke head protein 9 homolog. The record is from RefSeq and is a predicted model, not a curated record. Gene Ontology annotation, biological process: cilium movement involved in cell motility; axoneme assembly; motile cilium assembly. The transcript is spliced from 6 exons. The coding region runs from base 1 to 1014 and encodes 337 amino acids. NCBI's taxonomy places the organism in Eukaryota, Viridiplantae, Streptophyta, Lycopodiopsida, Selaginellales, Selaginellaceae. Gene Ontology annotation, cellular component: axoneme.